Molecule: messenger RNA, 6047 nt
Organism: Gracilinanus agilis (Agile Gracile Mouse Opossum)
Lineage: Eukaryota; Metazoa; Chordata; Mammalia; Didelphimorphia; Didelphidae
Gene: SMCHD1
Product: structural maintenance of chromosomes flexible hinge domain containing 1
Exons: 48
Coding region: 1-6009 (2002 amino acids)
Biological process (GO): chromosome organization; double-strand break repair
Cellular component (GO): chromosome
Molecular function (GO): protein binding; ATP binding
Source: RefSeq, a predicted model, not a curated record
AUGGCAGCGUCUGGCGGCGGCGGCGGCAGCGGGUCGGCCGAAAGCGGCAGGAGCGGUCGCCGCACGGUGUUCCUGUUCGACCGGCGCGAAGAGCAGUCCGAGGUUGGGGAGCGCGCGCUGCACUUGGACAAGGGCGCCGACUUCUCGAGCUUCCGUAACGCCGUCUGUCAGGCACUUGGGAUUUCAUCUGGAGAGAAGUUUGUUAUCACAACAACAAACAGAAAAGAAAUUACUCAUGAUAACUUUAAUGAAAAUGUUCAAGAUGGGGUCACUCUGUACUUACUUCAGUCAGUCACUCAAUUAUUGCUUUCUGCAACAAAGGAACGGAUCGACUUCUUACCACACUAUGACACUUUGGUUAAAAGUGGCAUGUAUGAAUAUUAUGCCAGUGAAGGACAAAAUCCCUUACCAUUCGCCCUUGCAGAAUUAAUUGACAACUCUCUCUCUGCUACUUCACGUAAUACUGGUAUUCGAAGUAUUCACAUCAAAUUGCUUUUCGAUGAAUCACAAGGAAAGCCUGCAGUUGCUGUGAUUGAUAAUGGAAGAGGAAUGACCUCUAAGCAGCUUAACAACUGGGCUGUGUAUAGGUUGUCAAAGUUUACAAGAAAAGGUGACUUUGAAAGUGAUCAUUCGGGAUAUGUCCGUCCUUUACCAGUGCCUCGUAGUUUAAACAGUGACAUUUCAUAUUUUGGUGUUGGGGGCAAGCAAGCUGUUUUCUUUGUUGGACAAUCAGCCAGAAUGAUUAGCAAACCUUCAGAUUCUCAAGAUGUUCAUGAGCUCGUACUCUCUAAAGAGGAUUUUGAAAAGAAAGAAAAAAAUAAAGAAGCAAUUUAUAGUGGCUAUAUUAGAAACAGGAAGCCAUCAGACUCUGCUCAUAUCACAAAUGAUGAUGAGAGGUUUCUACAUAAUCUUAUCCUUGAGGAGAAAGAAAAAGAUAGCUUUACUGCAGUGGUUAUUACAGGAGUACAACCAGAACACAUACAGUACCUGAAAAAUUAUUUUCAUCUUUGGACAAGACAAUUAGCACAUAUUUAUCAUUACUAUAUUCAUGGACCAAAAGGAAAUGAAACAAAUGCUACAACAAAAGAAGUUGGACCAUUCAACAACAUUGAUAUGGAAAUUUCUGUGUUUGAAAAAGGGAAAGUGCCUAAGAUUAUCAACCUUAGAGAGAUCAAAGAUGACAUGCAGACUUUAUAUAUCAAUACGGCAGCAGAUAGUUUUGAGUUCAAGUCUCAUGUAGAAGGAGAAGGUGUGGUUGAAGGAAUCAUUCGCUAUCAUCCUUUCUUAUAUGAUAAGGAGACUUAUCCUGAUGAUCCAUGUUUUCCAUCAAAAUUAAAAGAUGAUGAUGAUGAUGAUGACUGUUUCAUAGUAGAAAAAGGAGCAAGAGGGAAAAGACCCAUUUUUGAAUGUUUUUGGAAUGGAAGAUUAAUACCUUACACUACUGUAGAAGACUUUGACUGGUGUGCUCCUCCUAAGAAGCGAGGCCUUGCACCGAUUGAAUGCUACAAUAGAAUUUCUGGUGCAUUAUUCACUAAUGAUAAAUUUCAGGUCAGCACAAAUAAACUCACUUUUAUGGAUCUAGAACUAAAGCUGAAAGAUAAGAACACUCUUUUUACAAGGAUUUUUAAUGGCCAGGAGCAACGGAUGAAAAUUGACCGAGAAUUUGCUUUGUGGUUGAAAGACUGUCAUGAGAAGUAUGACAAACAAAUAAAAUUUACUAUUUUUAAAGGGAUAAUUACACGUACAGACCUUCCUUCUAAAAGAAUGCAGAGUCCAUGGGCUACAUACUCUGCAAUAGAAUGGGAUGGAAGGACAUACAAAGCAGGGCAGUUAGUUAAGACGACCAAGACACUUCCGCUCUUUUAUGGAAGCAUAGUAAAAUUUUUUCUUUAUGGUGAUCAUGAUGGAGAUGUAUAUGCUACAGGAGGGGAGGUUCAAAUUGCAAUGGAACCUCAAGCUUUAUAUGAUGAAAUUAAAACUGUUCCAAUCACAAAGCUUGAUAGGACAAUACCUGAGAAAAUUGUAAAAAAAUACGUAGAAGAUGAAAUGGCAAGGCUUCCAGAUCGAUUAUCUGUAACUUGGCCUGAAGGAGAUGAAUUGUUACCAAAUGAUGUCAAGCCUGCUGGGACUCCUAUUGGCGCAUUAAGAAUUGAAAUACUGAAUAAAAAAGGAGAAGCCAUGCAAAAGCUUCCUGGUACAAGUCACGGAGGGUCAAAGAAACUACUGGUUGAACUCAAGGUUAUUUUACAUUCUUCAAGUGGAAAUAAAGAAAUAAUUUCACAUAUCAGUCAGCAUGGGGGCAAAUGGCCUUAUUGGUUCAAGAAAAUGGAAAAUAUUCAAAAACUUGGCAAUUACACAUUAAAACUUCAAGUCGUAUUAAAUGAAAGUAAUGCAGACACUUAUGCAGGCCGGUCAUUGCCAUCAAAAACAUUUAAAUUUUCUGUGAAAGAGGGUAAACCAGAGAAAUUUUCAGUGGGCCUCCUGGAUCCUCCAUUUCGUGUUGGAGUUCCAUUCAGUAUUCCCCUGGAGUUGCAGGAUGAAUUUGGUCAUACUACUCAACUGGUAACUGAAAUUAAGCCAGUUCUUGAAGCAAGUGGCUUGUCCUUACAAUAUGAAGACAUCAGCAAAGGGCCAAAUUGUGUAAUUAGGGGUGUUACUGCUAAGGGCCAUGUAAAUUCUUACCAAGGCAAGAACUUUAGUCUGAAGGUUAUUCUACCAGGUUUAAAAGAAGAAUCCCAGAUUUUGAAAAUUAGAUUACUCCCUGGGCCUCCUCGUCAGUUGAAAGUGAAGCCAGAUUCUGAUUUUCUAGUCAUUGAAAAUGGGACAGCUUUCCCAUUUCAGGUGGAAGUUUUAGAUGAAUCAGGAAAUAUCACAGCACAGCCCAAAUUGAUUGUUCAUUGUAAGUUUUUAGGUGCUCCAAAUCUUCCUGUCUACAGUGUGGAUUGUAGUAAUGCUGGAACUAGUAUUUUAACUGGACCUCCAUUUCAUGUACAGAAUAUAAAGAAAGACCACAUACUUAAAGCAAGGAUUGAAAUACCAAGCUGUAAAGAUGUUCCAGCUGUAGAGAAGACUAUUAGAUUGCUCCCCAGUAGCCAUGUUGCAAAACUGCAGAUAUUCAGUGUAGAAGGCCAAAAAGCAAUUCAGAUCAAACACCAGGAUGAAAUUAACUGGAUAGCUGGAGAUGUCAUGCAUAAUCUCAUCUUUCAGAUGUAUGAUGAAGGAGAAAGAGAAAUUAUUAUAACAUCUGCUUUAGCUGAAAAAAUUAAGGUUAAUUGGACACCUGAGAUUAAUAAGGAACAUUUGCUGCAGGGUUUGCUACCUGAUGUGCAAGUACCAACAUCUGUGAAAGAUAUGAGAUAUUGCCAGGUUUCAUUCCAAGAUGAUCAUGUGUCAUUGGAGAGUGCAUUUACUGUAAGACCAUUGCCUGAUGAACCAAAACACCUUAAAUGCAAGUUAAAAGGAACAAAAACAGUACAAAUGGGUCAAGAACUCCAAGGAGAAAUAGAGGUAAUAAUUACAGAUCAGUAUGGGAAUCAGAUUCAAACUUUCACAUCAAAUUGUUUAAAUUCUUUGGGAGUUUCUGGAAACGGACUUGAUAAAUCCAAUAUGAAAACAAUUUGGCAGGAGAACACACAGACUAUAAUUAUAAAAGGCAUAAAAUUUAACCCAGGUCCUCCUGGAAACAAGGAGCUCUGCUUUGCAUGGCGUGAGUUUUCUGACUUUCUCCGGGUACAACUAAUUUCUGGACCACCAGCUAAACUUCUCCUGGUAAACUGGCCAGAGUUAACAGAGCCUAUUCCAGUGAUCAAUGGAAAAGAAUUACCAAACCCCCUUACAGUUCAACUUUGUGAUCAGUGGGAAAAUCCUUCUUCUGUACCACUAGUUAAAAUAAGUCUUGUGAAAGCAGCGAUCUUAAAACUCAGCCCUUCAAAUCAGCAGCACAAAACUGAUGAAAAUGGUGUGGCUAAUUUGGGAGUUUUUAGUGUUUCUGCCCCUAGGGGAGAACAUACUAUCCAGGUUAAAGCUACCUAUAACAAGAAUUCCCUUGAAGGACCUAUAAUUAGGCUAAUGGUUCUUCCAGACCCUGAAAAGCCUGUGCGUCUAAAUGUUAAAUACGAUAAAGAUGUUUCCUUUUCUGCAGGAGAUAUUUUUACUGAUUUCAUGGUUAGUGUUAUUUCUGAAGAUGAGAGUGUAAUUAAGAAUAUUAAUCCAACACGAAUUUCUAUGAAAAUGUGGAAACUCCCAGGCAGUGGAAACCGACAACCAGCUAAUGUAGAAACAUUUAAUUGUAGUAAAAUAAAGGAAAAUGACAAGGAGGAAGGCUUCUUUUAUUUCAGGGAUAAAGUGAUUCCAAACAAAGCGGGAAAUUAUUACAUCCAGUUUGCCUUUACAGUUGACAAAUCUACUAUUCUCAACAGUGACCAGAUAUUAAUUGAUGUCAUACCUAAUGAACCAGUCAAGUUAGUUCCAGAUUGUCUACCAUCUACCCCGGCUGUUUCUAAUGUUCCACCUAUUGCCAAUAGGACCUUAGUGAAAGACCUAUCCCUCAAUAUCGUGGAUGAACAUAAUAAUCGUACUGGGACUAAUUUGAUUGGCAAGAUAAUUGCUAAAAUUAAAAGUUCCAACGAAGAAGAUACUGAGAUUCCACUUUUUAAUGGGAAAGUUAGAAUGGUUGAAUUUCCAUUUAUCAAGGGAUCAGCUGAAAUCAAGGAUCUAGUGCUGGCAGAAAAUAGCCCUGGAAGAGACAGUACUGAGUAUUUCAUUGUAUUUGAACCUCAACUGCCAGCUUUAUCGAGAAUAUUGGAACCUUACUGUCUGCCAUUUAUGUUUUAUAAUGACUUUAGGAAGCAGCAGCAGAUGGCAGCACUUACAAAAGAGAGAGACCAGCUAUCUCAGUCCAUUGUACUUUAUCGAAAUUUAUUUGAUGCCAGCAAUCAGCUUGUUAGUGAAAUGAAAUGCCAAGCCCAAGAAGCAGGUACAAAAGAAGUCCAUUUGAGGAAUGAGCUAAAAAAACAGCAUCUAAACAUCCCAACGACACAACAGAUACCUCACAUUGACAUGCUUCUGAAACAAAAGAUAUCUGAACAAGAGGGACUAAAGAAACAACCUAGGAGAUCAUGUACUCUUCCAAACUACCCAAAAGGCAAUCCAGACAUUUUGGGAAAGAUUGCACACCUGGCACAGAUUGAAGAUGAUGAAGCUGCAAAGGUUAUUUCUUGGCACUUGGCAAGUGAUAUGGACUGUGUAGUCACUCUAACCACUGAUGCUGCUCGUAGGAUCUUCGAUGAAACUCAAGGUCGUCAACAGGUGUUACCACUUGAUUCUAUUUAUAAGAAGACUCUUCCAGAUUGGAACAGGCCUCUUCCUCAUUUAAGAAAUGGAAAAAAUUAUUUCAGACCUAUUGGUAAUCCAGUAUUUGCCAGAGAUUUGUUAACAUUUCCAGACAAUACAGACCAUUGUCAAACAGUGUUUGGGAUGCUAUUAGGAGAUACCAUCAUUCUGGACAAUUUGGAUGCUGCCAAUCAUUAUAGAAAAGAGGUUGUUAAAAUCACCCAUUGUCCUACUUUGCUAACAAGAGAAGGUGAUCGAAUUAGAAGUAAUGGAAAAUUUGGGGGCCUACAAAAUAAGGCUCCUCCAAUGGACAAACUUCGAGGAAUGGUAUUUGGUGCCCCACUGCCAAGACUUUACCAGACCCUGGCUGGACAAAUAGAUCUUCUCCAGCAAUAUCGUUCAGCUGUGUGCAAACUCAAUAGUGUGACUAAGGAACUUAAUGUUCAAAUAGACUACCUUAAUACUCCAGAUAUGCAGAAGAAAAAACAGGAACUUAGUGAACAAGAGAAAAAUCUGGAACGUAUAGAACAAAAACUUGGUAUGACUCCAACAGGUAAAGGUGAAUUAGUACGUCAAGCAGCUAAACUCAAUAUGUCAGACAGUCCAAUCCCUUCUAAAAGAAUGAGACGGGAAACAACAAAAAAACUAAAUAGGCUCAUAACCAAAUCAGAUGAGUGAAAAUUGACAGAAGGGCUGUUGGUCUCACUAAGAAUGCA